Molecule: messenger RNA, 2080 nt
Organism: Paramecium octaurelia
Lineage: Eukaryota; Ciliophora; Oligohymenophorea; Peniculida; Parameciidae
Source: the annotation of a GenBank genome assembly
AAAAUGGAUUAUGAUGUUGACUAUUACCCUUCUCAAAUCGUAGAGACAAUUGGCGAUGUAACAUUUAGCAGUUAAUUUGAUGCUGGAAAUUUGAAAUCUGUUAGGAAGGAAUCCUACAAUAAAGUAAAUGGUGUUGAUUUAGAAUUUAGUAUAUUUUAACGAUUUGCAAUGACACAGGAAUAAAUGGGAAGAGUGCAACAUACCGGACUUGGUUUUAUUUUUCAGUGGAGGGAAUGGAUAAUGCAAGUUUAGUUACAUUUGUUAUAUCGAAUAUGCAAAAUUAAGUAGUAAUGAAAAACAAUUUGAGAUUGGUUUGUUCAAGGAUGGAAUGCAGCCUGUAUUUAAGACGAACAAUGAGUGGCAAAGAGUGAGGUAUCCUUGUCAGUACCGUUUGUUACCAGAUGGGUUGUUUGAAGUUACAUUCCAGCAUCUAUUCUAAAGCAAUCAGAAGGUGUACUUCGCUUUCACAUAUCCAUGGUCAAACCAAGACAACGAAGUAUCAAUUGGCAAUAUGUAGCAAUUCAUAAACUAAAUGAUUCAAUAAGGAAGGCAGCAGAUCAAAGAUCUCUAUAUAAAAUUGAAUGUGUUGGGAUACUCAAAGGAGAGAAGGCCAAUUCACUUGUUAACCAUUACGAGCAAUAACAAUUCGACCAACAAAGUGGAGGAUCCAAUCAACAACGUGUUUCCUGAAGCAUCCGAAAGUCGUCCCAUAGUGUAAUCGAUGAAUUGAUGAAAUUAGAUUCAAGAAGAAAUACAUCUUCAUCUCGGCCAGAGUCCAUCCAGGAGAACUCCCAGGAUCACAUGUGUUGAAUGGUAUAAUCAAGUUCUUGUUGAAUCCUAAUGACAAGGCAGCGGAAGUGGCUAGAAAUGAAUUCGUUUGGGUCAUUGUUCCAAUAAUAAAUCCAGAUGGAGUCUACAGAGGUCAUUACAGAACGGAUUCGCUGUGCCAAAAUCUUAAUCGUUAUUAUCUGAAUCCAAGUCUGAAUGACCAUCCAACCAUUUAUGCAAUCAAGGAAUACAUAUUAAGACUGCAUAACACAGAUAGAUUCUAUGCCUACAUCGAUCUCCAUGCUCAUGCAGGUCAUAAGGGAAUCUUUAUAUUUGGAAAUCAAUUGCCAAAUCUGCACAUGCACACACAGAAUUGUCUCAUCCCUAAAUUAUUGACCCUCUACUCGGAAAUCUUCGAUUAUGAUGGAUGCAAUUUCACUGAAAAAAACAUGUAUUCAGCUGACAAAGGAGAUGGAUUAAGCAAAGAGGGGAGUGGAAGAGUGGCUCUAUACAAAGAGACCAACAUCAUCUACUCUUACACUGUGGAAUGUAAUUACAAUUCUGGCAAGAUUACGAAUCUGUUACCCAAGUCUAGUUAUCUCUCCGAUUAGGAAGGUUUAAUUGUUUAUAUCAUAUAUAGACAUUUAUUAUACCUAUGGGAAUGAAUAAAUUGAUGAUUAGAUUGUCUUGGGAAUACCAUAGCAAACCACUACCAAUAAGACCUACUUCUAUACCAUUAAUGAUUAUGAACAAGUUGGCCAAGGCAUUAUAAUGGCUCUUCUUGAUGUCAACUUACUUAAUCCCUGCAGCAAAAUACCUGACUCAUAAUUUAAGACACUGGCCAAUCUUAAAUCGUUUCUUGCUUACAACAUCAUGAAAGUCAUGCAUUUCAGAUUUGAACCAUACCUAAGGAGAGUUCUUAAGUAUUUCAUCUUGUCUAACUUAUAGGAAUAUCAACAACAAAGAAAAUAUACCUAGGACUUUGAAGUCCUUCUAUGAUUACAUUAAAAGUAAUCAAAUUAGAGACAACUUAGAAUAAAAUGAAUAACAAUAAACCAAAUAGCAAUUUUCCAGGAAACCUCCAUAAUAAGAAUUAAAACUAUAAAAACAGACACUUCAAUUGUAAUCUUAAAAGUUAGAAAAACUACCUGAAAUAUAGAAAAAGUCUAUUCAAUAAAGGCAAGUCUCUCAGGAGAAUUCUAAGAAUAGGAAUACAUCUGAAGGGAAAGCAUAACCACUAUAAUAAUAGUUUUAAAAAUAGUAUAAAUCCUUCAGAAUCACCAAGAAUUGUGCAAAAGCUACCCAAUAAUGA